GUGGGUACCUAAUCAAGGAGGAAGACUUGUAUGGCUCAUAGUAGAAUUAUUUCCAUAGUUCCUUCCUUUUCUCAUGCUUGCCCUGCCUGUAGUGUUUUGAGACAUUGAGCAUCCACCAGAAAAGAAAUGCUAAUGCUUCCUAUUCCCAGAAGGGUUUCCAGUGGUGCCAGUAUCAAGGUCUUCCAACAUCUCCAGGUCUUCCAGCAACUGCAAGUCUUCCAACAAUGUCAAGGUCUUCCAGACAAUGCUGAUCUUCCAGACAAUCUCCAAGUCUUCCAGCAAAUCCAGUCUUCCAUAGAAUCCAGAUCUUCCAGGAAAAAAAUCUAUGUCUUCCAGGAAAAUCCACGUCUUCCAGAAGAAUCCACGUCUUCCAGAAAAAUCCAAGUCUUCCACAAAAUCCAAGUCUUCCCAUCAAUCCAUGUCUUCCAUAAAAAUCCCAGGUCUUCCAGCCAGUCCAUGUCUUCCAGAAAAAGCAGUGUCUUCCAGUCAAUCCAGUUCUUCCAGAAAAAUUCUGGUCUUCCAGCUAAUUUAUGUCUACCACCAAUUCAAGUCUUCCAGAAACCCAAGUCUUCCACUAAAUCCAGGUCUUCCAAUAGAUCUAUGUCUUCCAAUAACCUCCAGGUCUUCCAGAAAAGGUAUGUCUUCCUGAAGAUAUACAUCUUCCUGAUGAUUGAUGUCUUCCAGAAACUCUCAAGUCUUCCACAUAUCCAUGUCUUCCAAUCAAUCUCGAUCUUCCUGAUCUUCUUGUCUUCCAUCCACAUCUUCCAGAAAAUCAAUGUCUUCCAUUAA
Phodopus roborovskii (desert hamster) is the source of this 789-nucleotide messenger RNA. RefSeq lists its product as uncharacterized. The coding region runs from base 127 to 789 and encodes 220 amino acids. The record is from RefSeq and is a predicted model, not a curated record. NCBI's taxonomy places the organism in Eukaryota, Metazoa, Chordata, Mammalia, Rodentia, Cricetidae. The transcript is spliced from 3 exons.